Helobdella robusta is the source of this 417-nucleotide messenger RNA. RefSeq lists its product as hypothetical. The coding region runs from base 1 to 417 and encodes 138 amino acids. NCBI's taxonomy places the organism in Eukaryota, Metazoa, Annelida, Clitellata, Rhynchobdellida, Glossiphoniidae. The transcript has 3 exons. The record is from RefSeq and is a predicted model, not a curated record.
AUGCCAAACACUACUCCCAAACCAAAUCGAAGCCCACAAAUAAAUGACAAUUUAACAAAUGAUAAAAUAAACUUGAUCCAAUGGAAUAUCCGAGGAACAAAAAGUCCUGACAAAAUUACAUAUGAGAUGUUUAAAAAAUUACCAGCUAAUUCGCUAGUCGCUUUAGAAAAUGCCUUCAAUAAUGUAUGGACAAACUCUUUAGUACCUGACAAAUGGCGCGAAGUGCUUGUUACACCGAUAAAGAAGCCUAAUAAACCUAAGAAUGAUCCCUCAAAAAAAAUAGAAAACAGAAUUCGUGGCAAUUGCUUUACUCUUGGCAAACUAUACAACAUUCUGUUGGGUCAUUGUAACUUGACGCACAACUAUUUAAUAACUAAAAGAGAGCUUCUUAUGUGGAACUUUGUAGCGACAAGCUGA